Molecule: messenger RNA, 1732 nt
Organism: Chironomus riparius
Lineage: Eukaryota; Metazoa; Arthropoda; Insecta; Diptera; Chironomidae
Source: the annotation of a GenBank genome assembly
AGGGGGGGGGGGCACAAUAUCAAUUUUGCAGGGUGUCAUUUAUAAAUAACUGUUUCAACCAAAACUCGAUUUUUUUUUCUUUUGCAUUUUAUUCUUGUUUUAAAAAAUCUUAAGGCAUUCAUUUCUUGCGAGUCAUUGAAGACAAAUGUCAUAAGACUUUUUUCCUCGUUAUUGAUAAAAUUUAGAAUUUUUAUAAUGAUUCGCGGUCUUCUAUCGAUAUAUACAAAUCCACAACUUUAUUGGAUCGUUUUCGUUUAUAUUGUGACAAAAUUUGUGGAACUUUUGACUGGAAGUUAUAAUUUUUGGAGUCAAUUUUGGCUAGAUUUCGUUGAUUAUUUUGGUAAUGAUGAGUUCUUUGAAGUUUAUGUCUCAUUCGCGUACACAACCUUACUAUAUUGGAUAGUUGGACUAUUAUUCAUUGCUAUCAAUAUAACAAAUAAACCUAAGUUCUUAGAUAAAUACAAGGUACAACCAAAUGCAAGUUUACGUUCUGAUUCAAAGAAGCUAUUGCCAGUUAUUGGAGUUGUACUUUUCAAUCAGUUUGUUCUUAAUUUUUUAAUGUUUAAAAUUAUUGCAUUUUAUCAAAUGAUGCCAAAUGGAAUUCAUCUAAGGCAAACUCAAUCGUUUCCAGAAUUGCUAGUUACAAUAGUCAUGUAUGAAUUUAUUUAUGAAUUUCUAUUCUAUUAUGCACAUCGAUUGAUGCAUCAUAAAUAUUUCUACAACUGGAUUCAUAAACUACAUCAUAAGUGGACUGCAUCAAUAUCAAUAGUUGCUAUCUAUGCACAUCCAAUUGAACAUAUAGUCUGUAACACAUUACCAAUCGUCUUAUCCUUAUUCAUAUUAAGAACAUCUUAUGCAACAUCAGGCGUUAUCAUAACAAUGACAACGAUAUGGACAUUAGGAGAUCAUUCAGGAUAUCAUAUUCCAUUUCUUCACAGUUCACGAUUCCAUGAUUGGCAUCAUUCAAAAUUUAAUGAAUGUUUUGGAACAAAUGGAUUUUUAGACAAGUUUCAUGGAACUAGUAAAAAGUUUGAGGAAUCAGGUGAAAUUUUAAGACAUCGCACUCUGUUUACUUUAAAAUCUGCUAGUGAACUGUAUCCUAAUGAAAAUGAUAAUAAAAUGAAUUGAUUUUUUUUUUUAAAUAAGUUUCCAAACUGAACAAAUUUAAACGUUAUUUUAAGGGGCCAUUCACUUAUUACGUAACGCUUUUAGGGGGAGGGGGGGGGGGGUCUAAGAUUUUGUUACGGUUCAAACAAGGAAAUUUUUUUUUCAUACAAAUUUUGUUACGAGGGGAGGGGGGUCUAAGAAGUCAUUUUUUCGCGUUACGUAAUAAGUGAACAGCCCCUAAGGCCUUUUUAAAUAAACUAGGUAAGUAUGCAGAUCGAGAAUAGAUUUUGUUGAUCUAUCUUUUCUUCAGUAUGGUGUUAUAGACACAUGACAUUUUGGAAAAGUCAAGAAUCUAUUCUUAUAAAAACACAAUAAUUCAAGCUAGACAUAAUAAGACGUGUGAAAAACAAAAAUAAAAGCCGGCAAUGUGAAAAUGACAAGCCAUUCACAGAGGUACAUCAAUUACAAUAUAAUUAAUCUGAUUUAUCCGGAAACAUCUCCUUCGCAGAUUUAAGAGAGUAGAGGAUUCUGUGUCUAUAGGAAUAUAUUGAUUUACGGAAUAAUUUAUCAGUGUUGUGGAUUCUAUCAAGAAGUCCAAGCUUGCCAUAGCAUUCCAUGAAUCUAG